Molecule: messenger RNA, 2774 nt
Organism: Petromyzon marinus (sea lamprey)
Lineage: Eukaryota; Metazoa; Chordata; Hyperoartia; Petromyzontiformes; Petromyzontidae
Source: RefSeq, a predicted model, not a curated record
AUCUGCGAGCACUUAUAAUCGGAUAGUUUUGCAUGUGCCACAUGUGUGGGGGGGGGGUGCCAGGAACAGCCGCAGCCGAGAGCUGCCAUAGCUAGCAGCGGAUCGAGCCUGGCAACAGCGACCAUCGCAAGUACAGCGUGAUAAUAACAACAGUCAUCUCAGUCGGCAUAGCGCUCGCAACAGCAUGACAGCAGCAGCUACCGAUAGCAACGACAGCCUAACAACACUCGCUCCAUACGGACAACACCAACAGGCUAACAUUAUUUUGUCAACUACAAUACAACUACAGUUCGCAUAGCACCAGACAGCCCGACAACAGCAUCAUCUACAGCAGAGAUAGCAGCAUCUACGGCCAGGACAGCUGUCGCUGCUGUUGUCGGUACACCCGGUGUAAGAACGGCAGUAUAAGCUACAACUGAACAAUAGUAACAGCCCCGCAACGUCUACACAGCCAGUACAGCACGGGCUACAGCAGGACACGGUAACGUCUACAGCCUUUUGUCAGCAACAGCAGAACAACAUCUGCACCUAUAACUUGACGACAGCAGGAGCAGCAUCUGCCUGCAACCACGCGGUGAUGGAGAAUCCGCGGAGAGAUCUGUACAAGGCAGGAGGGCCCAGCAGCAGCGUGCAGGGCAUGAGGGCACGGCGCAGGGAGGAGGAGGCGGAGUUGCGUCGCGCUCGGAGAGAAUCUCAGCUCAUGAGCAAGCGAGCUCCCAGGAGCCUCGCGGCCUCCCCUGGCUCUCCCAGCUCCCCCCACGAGCCACAGGCAGCAGCAGCAGCAGAGACCGUGCCGCAGCUGUGGCUGGAGGUGCAGAAGACGGCAUCGUCUGGAGCCCUUGGUCCCAGGCUGGAGGCCCUGCGCGCGUUACGCCGGGCCCUGUCCAACCAGGAUGCACAGGCGGCCUUCAUUGGCGUGGAGGGUGGCGUUCGCUCGCUCGUGGCGCUACUGGCACGCGGCCCCGAGCUGCAGCUGGAGGCGGCGCGCUCGCUGCUGCGCCUGUCGCACUCCGCACUGCCCGCGGCGCCGCUCGCCUGCCUUGCUGCCACCUCCUACCUCGUCACGCUGCUGGGGGGCCACAGUCCCCAGCUCACGGAGGUGUGUCUGUACACGCUGGCAAACCUGGUGACGGAGAGCACGAGGGCGCGGGAACAGAUGAUGGCACAGGGGCUCCUCGCCGGGAUCGCAUCCUGCCUGCAGUCUCCCCACGGGGCGGUGCUGGAGGCCGCUGCGUUUGCGCUGUCCCAGCUGCUCCAGGCGCCCGAGGCCUUCGACCGCAUCAUCCCGGCUGUGCGGGCGGCCGGGCUGCCCUCGCUCCUGCGGACGCUGCUGGUGCUGCCCCCCGGGGCUCGCGACAUUCCGCCGAGCGCCGUGGAAGCGGCGUGGUGCCUCCACUACCUGGCGUGCAGUGGUGCGAGCGAUCUUGUGGAGGAGCCCCUGAUCCGAGAGGUCGUGGGGGUGCUGGUCGAGCUUGGGGGGUGGCUUCUGAGCUCCCCCAUCCCGGAGUACGCCGAGCUGCUCGUCGUGCCGCUGGUCCGCUGCGUGGGCAACGCGGUUUGCGGGGGGCUCGGCGAGGGGUCCCGGCGAGCUGUGCGCGACGCGGGGCUCCUGCCGGCGCUGCUGCUCUUCGCCGAGCGCUUCUUAACCAAGCGCCCGUUCGUGAGCCGCGAGUGCCUCUGGCUUGUGGGCAACUUGACCGCCGGCGAGCCGGCCUGGUGCUCCGUGCUGCUCCGUCUGGGCGCUCACGUUCGCCUCGCCGCACUGCUGCGCCGCGGUCAAGGGGUCGGACUCAUGGCGGCGCGCGUGCUCUGCACCGUGGCCGUGCGUGCUGGGCCCUCGUGCUCGCUGCUCGGGGGCUGCCCGGAGCUGCUGAGCGCCGCCGCCUCCGUGGCCCUGGGCGCCGAAGCGACGCCGGGGGAGCCUGACCCCGAGCUCAGGGUCACGGCGCUGCAGCUGUUGCAGCCGCUGCUGGCCAACAGCCCCGAGGCCCGUGCGUGGUUCGAGAACGAGGGGGGCCCCGCACAGCUGGAGUCGCUGCUGCUGCAGAGCAGCGGCGUGGACGAGCGAGUGCGACAAGUCGCCCGUGUCCUGCUGCAAGCGCCGCUCCCUGCGGAGGGGUGGCUAGUCACGUGAACAUCGCCCCCCACUAUCCUCCAUGCCCCUGACUUGCCGUCGUCGACUGGACCAGCUCACCGAGCGAGGAAAUGAAGUAGAGCCGGGAAGAUUUGUCAAUUAUGCCUCGAGGUUCCCGGCUAGCUGCUGGCUUGGCUCCUCAGUGGCUGCUGCUACUGGUUGUUGCUACCGAAGCUAGCUGGGUAACUGGCUACGCGGGAUUUUCCACGUAACCAAUAAUAAACAUUCGGUUGAAGUUAAGAAGAAGUUUAAUCAUUAUUAUUAUAGAUAGCGACACCGAAGAGGUUGGAGUAAUAAAUACAGAGGACUGCCACGGUUCAUUUAAAAUUGUUCUCACAUUUCAAUCUGUGCUAUUAAUGUCAUUCACCAGAAUAUCCUUAAUCCUAUACAGUAUUUUUUAAACCCCUUGCGGUACAUAUUAUCUUAAGUAAAAAGACAUUAAUUGUAGUGCUCCGAGUACAGGAGGGUUGUGAGAAGAGUAUGAACAAUGACAGCUGUUUAUUAUUUUACAUUGCAGAGCAACAACGGGAUCUCUGCUCGUCUGAUUUAAAAUAAAAUGCACUCGCCUCUAAGCCACUGGUAGUCGCUCAAACCAGAACAGCAAUAAUUCAAAACGGGAUUCUGGAGAGAAGACAAUCUG